UCCGGAAUCACACUGAUCGCUAUCACACAUGGAUUAUACUCUUUUCGCUCCUUUUUCUUUUUUUCUGCCUUAGAGGAAACUUUCUCACCAACUGUUUCCAGGUGGGACUGCUUUCUAGUGUCAGAGCCAUGGGUUGCUUGUUAAGAUGGACUGCUUUGAUUUGGACUGUAAAUGUAAUUCCUUGCACUUUUGGAAUGGCAGUGAGUGAACGAACAGAUGGCUCAUGCCCCGCUCUGAGCGUAGAGGAGCACAGGUUCACUGAUGUCUUAGAUCGUCCUCUGGACAUCACAGGAUUUGAUCUCACGGAAAAGUUUCUUCUCCGAAAGGGAACGAUCACAGAGGACCUUCCGUCAUAUCGUUUAGGAAGCAGUCCUCUCAUAAAGCCAACAAAAGAAAUAUUUCCAAAUGGGCUUUCAAGUGAAUACUCCCUUGUCACCAUCUUCCGUGUAAGAAGAACUACAAAAAAAGAUCGCUGGUAUCUAUGGCAGAUAUUUGACCAAUCAGGAGACAGUCAGGUAUCUGUGGUGGUCGAUGGUGGCAAGAAGGCGGUGGAGUUUUUUUCCCGGGGCGAGCUAAAGAACGCUCUCCGCUACACGUUUAAGAGCCGUGACCUACAUGCCCUUUUUGAUCGCCAGUGGCACAAGCUGGGCGUUUCUGUCCAGAGCAACAUAGUCUCCAUUUAUUUGGACUGCAAGCUAAUAGAAAGGAGGCUGACGGAUGAGAAAGACAGUGUUGACUUCCGUGGGCGCACUCUCAUCACCACCCGAGUGGAGGAUGGACGACCUAUAGACAUUGAACUGAGACAAAUUCUCAUCUACUGUGACCCUUAUAUGGCCGAGAUGGAAAAUUGCUGUGAGCUUCAGGAGCCAAAGAGUGAAGCCAACCAGACCUUUAAUGGGACGGCCCCUCCCCCGGUUGCAGCCAAGCUCCCCCUGAUGCUGUCUCUGCCCGCCGCAAAGUCAAUUGACAGAUGUCACUGUCCAGCUGAAAAGGGAGAUAGUCUUCCAGGUGUAGUUGGACUGUCAAGACAAAAAGGGGUUAAAGGAAACAAGGCGGACACAGGGGAGGCCGGGCUUUCAAGAGAUCCAGGACAUGAGGGGGAACUUGGAUCAGAAGGGCAAAAGGGAAUCGAUGGGGAGAAGGGUCUGAAAGGUGACCCAGGGCCGGUUGGUCCAAAAGGAGACAAAGGUGAUGUCGGUCUGCCUGGAGCUGCAGGGCUAAUGAUGGGAAGUGAGGCAGGUGAGCAGUGUCUGUGUCACAUUACCAUCGCCUGGGAAUGGGUCAAACAAGAAGCAGAUAGACAGGGCUCGGUGGGCAUCGCCACUUGGGCCAAAAAGGACAGGGAUGAGCGGCCAGGCGCAGAAGAAUCGAGCUCCCGGCCUCCGCGUAGGGGGGGGAGGUUGACAGCUAGAGAUAAUGACCUCUUUACCAACUGUAUUCUGUUGCCUAUAACUGCCAAACAUGUAUUGGCUGACAAAGACUGUUUCAAAGGAGAUCAGGGCCUCCCAGGUGACAAAGGAGAAAAGGGUGUGGCGGGGGUCCCAGGGGAGCCAGGAAAAGAGGGCAAAAGGGGACGGAGAGGAAAGAGUGGGGAACCUGGAGUCAGAGGCCUGCCUGGUCCCCUAGGAACGCCGGAAGGAGCAAGUGUCAAGGUGGAGGGGGCUGAGUCUGCAGUCCCGGGGGGGAAAGGGGAGAAAGGAGACCCUGGUCAGAUAGAUGCUCAGGGGGCCGGAGAGAUGAAAGGACAAAAGGGUGAAGUUGGCCUUCCUGGUCCACCUGGUCCUGUGAUGACAGCUCACGGAUUAAGACUGCUCUCUGCAACUGAUGAAAUGAAGGAGGUGAAGACCCAAGGAGAAAAGGGAGAUCAGGGGGAGAGAGGAGCUCAAGGGCCGCAAGGCUUCAAGGGAAACGUCGGUCCACCGGGACUAAAAGGAGAUCAGGGGCCAGAGGGCAAGCAAGGCCUGUCUGGACUCCCAGGACUCCCGGGCGAGGCAGGCUCGCUAGGGGAGUCCGGGGUGUCUGGUAAAGAUGGCCUGAAAGGAGAAAAGGGGGACUCUGGUGCAGUGACGGGGCUUCCAGGCCCUAAGGGGGAGCCUGGAGGAGGAUAUAUGGGCGAUGGGUUGUCUCUAAGCAGAGGGUCUCGCGGGCCCAAGGGUGAGAGAGGUGUCCCAGGAUUGUCCGGAGAACAUGGAGACAAAGGCGAACCUGGAGCGACUAUCAUAGGUUCACCUGGCCGCAUGGGAUCUUCUGGAAAGCCGGGAAUUGAGGGGCUUCAUGGACUCCCAGGUUUAUCUGGCCCUCCUGGAGUUUCAGGUAGAGAGGGCUCCCCUGGUAGGCCAGGCCCCCCCGGCCCUGCUGGACCCCCAGGUGAACCAAUUGCCCUGCCAAUUGUUGGAGACAUGGGAGCAUUACUCAAGAAUGCCUGCAGUGUGUGCCAGACGAGAGUCCCAGGGCUUCCUGGGCAGAAGGGAGAGAAGGGGUCCAACGGAGCGCAUGGAGUAGAAGGCUUGGUGGGAGAAAAGGGGGAUCCUGGUGUAAGAGGUCCCAUGGGUAACCCUGGGAAAGAAGGCCCAAAGGGAGUGAAAGGAGAGAGAGGGUUCGCAGGCCCCACCGGAGAUAAAGGUGAUGAGGGGCUUUCAGGAGCUCCAGGACUUCCUGGAGUGACCGGUCGAACAGGGUCUCAGGGGCUUAUGGGUAGACCUGGGCCAUUGGGGCCACACGGUGGAAAAGGAGAAAGAGGAAAUGACGGAGGCCAGGGCAUGCCAGGGCUUCCAGGGCCACCGGGUGUACCUUAUGUGGAGGGCAAUGGGAUGAGCAGUCUGUACAAGCUGCAGAGCGGUGGAGCUAUUCUGGGACCCCCUGGAGCUCCUGGUGCUCCGGGUCCUAAAGGAGAUGACGGAGUUGCAGGGGAACCAGGGGCCAUGGGAUUACCCGGGCUUGAAGGGCUACCCAGUGCCAAGGGCGAUAUUGGUUUGCCUGGUUCGUCUGGAAUGAUAGGUCCUACAGGGAAGCCCGGCACUGAUGGAGAGCGAGGGAUCCCAGGAGACUCGGGUGAGAGGGGGCCGCUCGGAGAGACAGGAUUCCCAGGGCCCGAGGGACCCCAAGGUGUUCCUGGGAGACCUGGAAAAGAUGGAACUCAUGGAGAAAAGGGAAUUACAGGUACAUCAGGAGACAGAGGAUCCAAAGGAGAGCGUGGUGAUCCCGGUAUUCCUGGAGAAAGAGGGGUUCAAGGCGAGAGGGGGCGCUUAGGGGAUCCUGGCCUGCUUGGACCAUCCGGACAAAAAGGAGAUUCUGGCGCUCCAGGACAAUUUGAGAAUGCUAACGUCUUGGGUGAUCCCGGCUUCAUUCAAGAACUCAAAAUGCUCAUCAGAAACGAAGUAUUAAAGGUCUUUGAAGAGAAGCUAUCGAGCUCUGCCGUGCCACAGAAGACACAUGCGGGGAUCCUGGCUUCACAAAUCCACGGGCCUCCUGGAGCUCCUGGGAAGGACGGAUUACCCGGAACACCAGGAGAGCCCGGACCUCCUGGUACUCAUGGGUACAGGGGGCAGAAAGGAGAGCGGGGUCAGCUUGGUCUGGGGUUACCAGGAGAUCCAGGAGCCACGGGGCCACCAGGCUCCCCUGGGACCACUCCUCAGGGCUCUCCGGGGCCCCGUGGACCCCCUGGGAACUGUGACCCAGGUGACUGCCUACUUCCAUCCCUGUGA
Molecule: messenger RNA, 3704 nt
Organism: Trematomus bernacchii (emerald rockcod)
Lineage: Eukaryota; Metazoa; Chordata; Actinopteri; Perciformes; Nototheniidae
Product: collagen alpha-1(XIX) chain
Exons: 56
Coding region: 129-3704 (1191 amino acids)
Cellular component (GO): collagen type IX trimer
Source: RefSeq, a predicted model, not a curated record